Molecule: messenger RNA, 564 nt
Organism: Trichomonas vaginalis G3
Lineage: Eukaryota; Parabasalia; Trichomonadida; Trichomonadidae
Exons: 1
Coding region: 1-564 (187 amino acids)
Source: RefSeq, a predicted model, not a curated record
AUGAUAAUUGCUACAAAUUCGACGUUCACCAUUGAGAACAGCAAUUUUAUAAACACGACAUCCAUCAAAGACUCAUCAUUUUCGUUCAAAAAUUCUUCAAUUAAAAUUUCAAAUUCAAUUUUCAAUGGAACGCAUUCACGAUCAAGAGGAUCUGUUGUAUCAUUUUACAAUUGCUCAUCACAAAUAACUAAUAGUACAUUCGCAGAAGGAAAAAGUCGCAGUAAAAGCGCUGCAAUUAACUCUAUCAACACGGAAUUAAAUAUUUCAGAGUCAGAUUUUAUUCAGAACAUUGCACUAUCAGAAAUGUCCGUUUAUUCUGAGUUUUCAAAAGCAUCAAUAGAAAAUUGCCAUUUCACUGGGAAAAUCAACGAUGAGAUUUCUGUUCCUUUGAUGAACCAAUGCAGAAAUUGUACUUUUGAUGUUAAAACUGAAGAAUUUGUCGUUAUUGAAGAAUAUCCUUAUGAAGAACUGUUUACUACAUUGUUGAUUCUUAUCUUCACAAUAUUUGUACUUCGUAACAAGAUUUCAAGACUCGUUCAUUCAUUUAAAUUCAAGAAAUUAUAA